This is a messenger RNA of Oncorhynchus gorbuscha (pink salmon), 3027 nucleotides long. RefSeq names its product CCR4-NOT transcription complex subunit 10-like. Gene Ontology annotation, cellular component: CCR4-NOT complex. Lineage: Eukaryota; Metazoa; Chordata; Actinopteri; Salmoniformes; Salmonidae. Gene Ontology annotation, biological process: mRNA catabolic process; negative regulation of translation. Gene Ontology annotation, molecular function: protein binding. The record is from RefSeq and is a predicted model, not a curated record.
UUCAAGCGUCAUUUCAAUGGCGGAACACUGAAAAAAAGCAUUUGAGAGCGGUCAGAUUUCGGAUAUAUUGUUCUAGUUACGAACGAGCUGAGUACUUACAUUUAUCAUCUUGGCUAGCUAACAUAGUAAACGAAUCGUUUUGUCCCAAUAUUUAUCUUAGUAAACCUUCUGGCUGGGGCAUUUCCAUCAAUUAAAGCACGAGAUCCCCGAAAUGGCAGAUAACAACACAGACCAAGAAAAAGCAAUAGCUGCAAAUGCGUUGGAGGCGUUUACGGCUGGAAACUAUGAGGAAUCUUUGAAACACCUUGGGAAGUUGCAAGAGUUGAACAAGGAGGACUACAAGAUUGCUUUGAAUAAAGCAAUAGCUGAAUUCUACAAGAGCGGCCAAACCACCACAUGCACCCUGAAGCAGACUCUUAUUGCAAUGAAAAACCAGGUUCACACUUCAAUGGAGGAUAUUGAUGGUUUGGAUGAUGUAGAAAACAGUCUUCUCUACUACAAUCAAGCUAUCAUUCACUACCACAUGAGACAGUACUCUGAAGCUAUUGCUAUUGGAGAGAGGCUGUACCAUUUUCUGGAGCCGUUUGAAGAGAAGUUUGCUCUGGCGGUCUGCUUCUUGCUGGUGGAUCUGUACCUGCUAACGUACCAGCCAGAGAAGGCCCUCCAUCUCCUUGCUGUGCUGGAGAAACUGUCUGUACAGGGAAAUAACAAGAACGGCAAAGGGAGUGUCAACAAAGAUGGUCGGAACCAGAAGGCAGAGUUCAUUGACAUGAUCGAAGCGGCUAAAUCCAAAAUGCACCAGUACAAAGUGCGAGCGUACAUUCAGAUGAAGUCAUCAAAGGCCUGCAAAAGGGAGAUCAAGUCUGUGAUGAACACAGCAGGGAAUUCUGCUUCCUCACUCUUCCUCAAGAGUAACUUUGAGUACCUGAGAGGAAACUACCGCAAAGCAGUGAAGCUCUUAAACAGCUCCAACAUCGCAGAGCACCCUGGGGCCAUCAAAACAGGUGAAUGUGUGCGCUGUAUGUUCUGGAACAAUCUGGGUUGCAUACACUUUGCCAUGGGGAAACACAACCUAGGUAUAUUCUACUUCAAAAAGGCCCUGCAGGAGAACGACCACACGUGUGCACAGCUGGGGGACGGUGGGGCGACGGGGAACGGGCAAUCUAAGCAGUUCUCGGGCAUCCCCAUGUGUGCACUGCUAGCCAACAAGCGUUAUGAGCUGCUGUAUAACUGUGGGAUCCAGCUGCUGCACAUCGGCGGCCCGGCGGCUUUCGACUGUCUGAUGGAUGCUGUGCAGGUGUACCACUCUAACCCUGGCCUCUGGUUACGGUUGGCAGAGUGCUGCAUUGCUGCCAACAAGGGUAGCUUAGAACAAGACAACAAGGGUCUUCCGAAAAAGGGCAUUGUUCAGGCCAUCGUUGGGCAGGGCUACCAUCGCAAGAUCAUCCUGGCAUCACAGUCCACCCAGAACACAAUCUACAGUGAUGGGCAGUCUGCAGCCAUUCCGGUGGCCAGUAUGGAGUUUGCAGCGAUCUGUCUGAGGAACGGCCUGGUCCUCCUCCCUGAUCACCAGCAGCAGGAGAACAAGGCAGAGAACGGCUCCAAGACAACCAGCCAGUCAGGCAGCACAGAGAGCGGCUCAGAGAACAGCGACGCCUGCAGUGGGAAGGGUCAAGAAGGAGACAAGUUCCUUUCUGCAGCACCGUCUUCACCUCUGAGGAAACAGGAGGUUGAAAACCUCAGGUGUUCCCUCCUGGCCUGCAGUGCCUACGUGGCCCUGGUGUUAGGAGACAACCUGAUGGCCCUGAACCAUGCAGAGAAGCUCCUUCACCAGACCAAGCUGUCUGGAUCACUCAAGUUCCUGGGACACCUGUAUGCUGCAGAGGCCCUCAUAUCCCUGGACCGGAUCUCAGAGGCCAUCGGUCACCUCAACCCAGAGAAUGUCACUGAUGUCUCCAUGGGGGUGUUGUCCAGCGAGCAGGACCAAGGGCCAGAUAAAGGGGAUCUGGAGCCUGUCGAGUCAUGUGAGAAGCAGACUCCUCUGUGUUACCCCAGCACAGUGAGCUCAGCCCGGGCCAUAAUGCUGUUCAACCUGGGCAGUGCCUAUUGUCUGAGGAGUGAGUACGAGAAGGCCCGCAAGUGCCUGCAUCAGGCCGCCUCCAUGGUGAACACCAAGGAGAUUCCUCCUGAAGCCAUCUUACUGGCUGUCUACCUGGAGCUGCAGAACGGGAACACACAGCUCGCCCUACAGAUCAUCAAACGUAACCAGCUCCUCCCCUCAGUGCUCCAGGCGCCCUCUCCAGACACACGAAAGAAGCCUGUUCCCUCCUCCUUCCAGCCUGUCCAACCACCCAUCCAGAUGCCCUCACCCUUCACAACAGUCCAGCGCAAAUGAGUCCUCAACCCUUGUUCCCCUAACCCUCCUUGCCCCAUUGCACAGCAACACGCACCUGUCCACCUCUCAUCACUUCACCUCAGUGUAUUAUUUAUUUAAGGCAAGCUGACCCCAACUCAGUGCCGGUGUAGGGUGAAGUUGUCCCUAGAUGCUGAUCUUGACUCAGCUUUGUAUUUCCUCCCACUAAUGGUUAAGAUUAACAUUGGUGGAGAGGAAGCUGAUCCUAUAUCUGUAUCUAGGGAAAUUUGAACUCCUCAGCGCCCAGACGGAGCCCCUCCAGGUCAGGUCCUGGUAUGAAAUGCAGAGGUCUCCUGUCGGGUGGAUGAAGGGUGCGUUCAUGGCCCAAAUUACACCUUAUCCCCUAUGUAAGUGCACUCCUUUUGACCAGAGCCCUAUGGGGCCCUAAUAAAAGUAGUGCCCUAUAUAAGGAACUGGGUAACAUUUGGGAUGGAGCCUUUAUUCAGUGGCUAUCACCUGCAGUGUCUUUGGGGCAGAUCUGACAUGAUUUCUCUGUUCUCUGAGAGUUUUAACUUUCCAUUUGUGACAGCAACAUCCGUUAUGAUCUAUACUGACUGACUUUUGCUUGGGGCAAAUUAAAUACCUGUAUAAAAAAAUAAAUUUUAUUUACAGAA